Molecule: messenger RNA, 360 nt
Organism: Metarhizium acridum CQMa 102
Lineage: Eukaryota; Fungi; Ascomycota; Sordariomycetes; Hypocreales; Clavicipitaceae
Source: RefSeq, a predicted model, not a curated record
AUGGACCGCAUCACACACGGAAUGGCCAGGAUUAUCGACCAGACAGUCGAGACUGGCAAACGCGUCAAAGCCAUCAAGAGAACUGGCAACGGCGCUGAGACAGAACCAACGGCCAUGUGGGAACAUCUCGCCUCGGGCCCCUUCAAAGGCGGACAGUCUUUCUCAGACCUGCCUAUCCGCCGGUGUGUAUAUCCCUCCUACGGUAUCAACACCCCGGACGCCCCGGGAACCAUGAUCGCCUCGUAUAAAUGGGCUCAGGACAGUGCUCGUCUCGGCGCCUACUGCUCCGGCGAUGCGAAACAGAACAUUGUAGACGUUGCCCUCCGCAACCUAGCAGCCAUGCACAACAUAACGUAUUAG